Molecule: messenger RNA, 1759 nt
Organism: Thermothielavioides terrestris NRRL 8126
Lineage: Eukaryota; Fungi; Ascomycota; Sordariomycetes; Sordariales; Chaetomiaceae
Product: glycoside hydrolase family 79 protein
Exons: 4
Coding region: 245-1477 (410 amino acids)
Source: RefSeq, a predicted model, not a curated record
UCGUCAGCGGCUGUCGUGUCGAGCGUGUUUGGAUACGCCUUGGCCCCCCUGCCUGCCCAUGCAACCUUUUUGGCCGAGCUCAUGGCCGAGAGCUGCUCAUCCGAGAAAGCUGCGAAGGGCACGAUGCAGCGGUGAUUGAUGGAUAUGAGGACCGUAUCUCCAUCUCGUUGUUCGUCGCCUUCUCGGAGUAGUCCAUUUUUUCGAGCGCUCCGCCUGAACUUGAGGCCUAAAUGCCCGUUGCCCGAUGAAGCAAGUGACUCUCCUCUACACGCUCACCAACACGCGUCUGGUGAGCGCCGAGCUCCCUGUUGCGAGCUCGGUGCCGCACAAUGAUGUCUUCGACGGCUUUGUGAGCUACAGCAUCGAGUUUUCGAGCUUUCCGGACUUUGCAGGGAACAAGUCGCACCCCAAUACCUACUCGGCCACUCUCCUGGAGAAUAUUGGGCGCAUCAGUGGUACGAAGCCCUACAUCCGCGUUGGCGGCAAUACCCAGGACUAUGCCCUCUAUGACGCCUCCCUGCCCUUCGCCCUCAACGGCACCGUCGACCCGGCACGCUCGCCCGACUACCCGACGACCAUCACCAUCGGGCCGUCCUUCUUUGAAUCCUACAACACCUGGGAGCAUGUGAAGUUCAGCCACGGCUUCAAUCUCGGUCUUGGCGCCAAUCGCUCGAGCGGGUGGCAGACCCUGCUCGACACGGUGCCUCUGGCCUGCAAGGCUCUCGGCGACGGGAAGCUCUAUGCCUGGAGCUACGGGAACGAGCCAGACUUGUAUUCGACGUCAGCGCAGGGUCCCGUGAGACCGCCCGACUGGAACGAAAGUCUUUACGUCUUCCAAUGGCUCAAUGGCACCAGGACUAUCAAGAGGCUAAUUGAGGAGCAUUGCCCUGAGCUGGCAACCGACGACGUCUACGGCUACAUGGCGCCCGACUUUGGCGGCACUGGCAACCACCUGAAAGCCCCAGCAACAUGGGCGGCCGGCCUGGACGACGACAAGGACAUCAAACUAUUCUCAACGCACAACUACAUAAGUGGCGCGACGUCCCCAGGCGUGACCUUGCAGGGCACGCUCAUGAACCACGCCGUGACCAAACGCUCCGUCGACGCCCACAUUAAGGAGUACAACGCCAUUCUUGCUCAAUCCGCCUCCAGAGAUGGCGUGCCGCCGCUCAUCUUCGGCGAGGCAAACUCGCUCUACAACCAAGGUCGCCCGGGCCUGUCGAACACCUUUGGCGCCGCGCUCUGGGGCGUGGACUUCAAUCUCUACGCAGCCUCCGUCGGCUUCAAGCGCGUGCACAUGCACAUGGGGACGAAUUACCGGGUAUGUCGCUUGGCUCUCGUUUUGCUCUCCGUCUCUCUCCCAGCCGUACGUAGCCGAUGUAUUUACGUGUUGCUCGGGUACAGUACGCCGCAUGGCAGCCGAUCUCAACAUCCCUCGCCACAAUCGGCACCAAGGCGCCCUACUACGGCUCCAUAACAGUGGCCGCGGCCCUCGGCAACCUGCGCCGUUCCCCCGCCACCGUGGUCGAGAUCCCCCUCAGCAACUCCUCCAGCUCGGACCUCAUCCCAGAGUCCGCCUACGCAAUUUACACCUCCAAAGGCACCCGCCUCUCGCGCAUCAUCCUCAUCAACAUGCGCUCCUACAACACCACCGUCGCCGGCGCCGGCCUGGUGCCGCUGCCCUCCCCCCCGCCACCGCGCGGCGAAACGGAGUAUGCGCUCCGGCUGCCCGCAGCCACGCCCGGCCGCGCGCUGGCCG